This is a messenger RNA of Pundamilia nyererei, 4360 nucleotides long. It is a transcript of the gene pde10a, whose product is annotated as phosphodiesterase 10A. Gene Ontology annotation, molecular function: protein binding; 3',5'-cyclic-nucleotide phosphodiesterase activity. NCBI's taxonomy places the organism in Eukaryota, Metazoa, Chordata, Actinopteri, Cichliformes, Cichlidae. Gene Ontology annotation, biological process: signal transduction. Bases 599 to 3070 code for a protein of 823 amino acids. The record is from RefSeq and is a predicted model, not a curated record. The transcript is spliced from 22 exons.
AGAGGAACGUAUGCUUCGGUGUACUUUAUCGGGCAGAGCACGUCCAGCUAAUCUCCGUUUACAUUGGCCUUUACUCUUGAAGAUACCCAAGAGUUCCCGUUGUGUCGGCUGUGCGUCAUCGAUGCCUGAUUAGACUUGUAGUCUGACGUCGCCGAGCACCAUUCAAGCAAAAUACCUCACACAAUGUUGAAAGUCUAAAAUGAUUUUUUAACGCAUCCGGGAUGACGAAAACCACUUUUUUUCUUUCUUAUAUAGAGGUGGAUCAACAAGUUGCCUCCAGUGCGUAAUUUCCAUCUGAGCAGGUCUGAAGCGUAAUCCGCGACACACGUGAUCGACAAAUCACUCCAGCUGCAAAUAUUUCUCAUUUGUCAAGAGAAAUAAACCCCGGACGGACGUGGAGACGCAUCUUGUGUGAUUACGGCGGGAAUCAAGAGCUGACGGGCCUCUUGUUUCGCUGCGUCUCCAGAUGCUCGACUGGCCGCCACAUGGUAACUUUGCGCACACAGCACGCUGCAAAGGGCACAUAUAGAGAAGGAAUCUGAAUGAACGGGACUGAGAUUUAUUCGCAUUUCUCUUAUCGCCACCCCCAGACUGUUGUAUGUGUAUUAUACCCUGCCGGUUGAAGGUGUCUCACGUUGUCAGCAGAUAUCAAUUCGGCGGUGGAUAUAUCAAUCACCCGAACAGUGAGCAGCAAAUGUCGAAGAAACGGAAAAGUCCUGAUGACCAGGACUUUGAGGACUAUCCGCCUGCAGGAACCAGCGACCAAGGCUUGACAGAUGAGAAAGUGAAGGCCUACCUCUCGCUGCACCCGCAGAUUCUGGAUGACUUUGUGUUGGAGAGUGUGAGUGCAGAGACGUUGGACAGAUGGCUGAAGAGGAAAACCAGCAGCAGGCCUGCAGAUGACACAUCCUCUAAAGAAGUCAGCAGGUACCAGGACACAAAUAUGCAGGGUGUGGUGUACGAACUCAACAGCUACAUAGAGCAGCGCCUGGACACUGGAGGAGACAAUAAACUCCUGCUCUAUGAGUUGUGCAACAUCAUCAAAACAGCAACUAAAGCUGAUGGAUUUGCACUUUACUUCUUGGGAGAAUGCAACAAUAGUUUAUGUUUAUUCACUCCAACGGCGGCCAAGGAUGGGCCUCCAUCCCUCAUCCCCUCUGGCCCCAUCGCAUUUGGGACAACCAUUGCCGCUCAUGUUGCCAAGACUCGCAAAACACUGCUAGUAGAGGACGUCAUGGGGGACGAGAGAUUCCCCGACGGCACAGGGCAGGACUCAGGGAUCCAUGUUCACUCUGUCCUGUGCCUCCCCAUCGUCACUGCCAUCGGGGACCUCAUUGCCAUCGUGGAGCUUCACCGGCACUGGGGCAAGGAGCCCUUCAACCUCAGCCACCAGGAGGUUGCUACAGCUAAUUUAGCAUGGGCAUCAGUUGCUAUUCAUCAAGUGCAGGUGUGCAGAGGCCUCGCCAAACAGACUGAGCUCAACGACUUCCUACUAGACGUAUCAAAAACAUACUUUGAUAACAUUGUGGCAAUAGAUUCUCUACUUGAACAUAUUAUGAUAUAUGCAAAAAACCUGGUGAAUGCAGACAGGUGUGCACUCUUCCAGGUAGAUCACAAUAACAAAGAACUAUACUCUGACCUGUUCGACAUUGGGGAAGAGAAAGAAGGCAAACCUGUCUUUAGGAAAACCAAAGAAAUUAGGUUUUCUAUAGACAAGGGAAUAGCUGGCCAAGUGGCUCGGACAGGGGAAGUCUUAAAUAUCCCAGAUGCCUAUGCAGACCCACGGUUCAACAGAGAGGUGGACUUGAAAACUGGCUACACCACGCGGAACAUUCUGUGCAUGCCCAUUGUGAGCAGGGGGACCGUUAUAGGUGUGGUGCAGAUGGUGAACAAGUUAAGCGGAAGUGCCUUCACUAAAACAGAUGAGAACAACUUUAAGAUGUUUGCUGUCUUUUGUGCUCUGGCCUUACACUGUGCAAAUAUGUACCACAGGAUCCGACACUCUGAAUGCAUUUACAGAGUGACGAUGGAGAAACUGUCUUAUCACAGCAUCUGCACAUCAGAAGAAUGGAAGACCCUCACCCAGCUCAACCUCCCUGCACCUAUUUAUAAAGAGAUUGAAAUGUUCCACUUUGACAUCAGUCCCUUUGAGGAGAUCUGGCCUGCCAUUUUUAUCUACAUGGUUCAUAACUCCUGUGGAAAGACCAGCUUUGAGCUGGAGAAGCUGUGCCGGUUCACCAUGUCCGUAAAGAAGAACUACCGCCGUGUGCCCUACCACAACUGGAAGCACGCAGUGACGGUGGCACACUGUAUGUACGCCAUCCUACAGAAAACCUCUGGGAUCUUCACAGAGCUAGAGAAGAAGGGUUUGCUAAUAGCCUGUCUUUGCCAUGAUCUGGACCAUCGGGGGUAUAGCAAUGCCUACCUCCAGAAGUUUGACCAUCCACUGGCUGCUCUGUACUCAACCUCCACCAUGGAGCAGCACCACUUCUCUCAGACUGUUUCUAUCUUGCAGCUGGAAGGGCACAAUAUUUUCUCCAACCUGACUUCCAGCGAGUACGAGCAGGUGCUGGAGAUCAUUCGAAAGGCCAUCAUCGCCACAGACCUCGCCCUCUACUUCAACAACCACCAGCAGCUGUCGGAGAUGCUGACCUCAUGUGCGCUGGAUUUGAACAACCAUUCCCACAGGGACCGUGUGAUUGGUCUGAUGAUGACAGCAUGUGACCUGUGUUCUGUUACCAAGCAGUGGCAAAUCACACGACUCACAGCCAACGACAUCUAUGCUGAGUUUUGGGCUGAGGGAGAUGAGAUGAAGAAGAUUGGGAUCCAGCCGAUCCCUAUGAUGGACAGAGACAAGAAGGACGAGGUUCCCCAAGGCCAAGUGGGAUUCUACAAUGGUGUUGCAGUUCCAUGUUACACGACACUUGCUGAGCUUUUUCCUCCAUCAGGUCCUCUGCUAAAGGCCUGCAAAGAGAACCUGGGCCAGUGGGAGAAAAUAGCAAGGGGAGAGGUGGAGGACAUCGUGCCCAGCCGGCCUUGUGAUUCGGGCCCUGUUAAGGUGGACAACUGACAGACAAAGGAGGGUUGCUUGCUCACCAAAGGAACACAGCCUGAAUCCUGCCGUUGACCCAGACCAUUGAAGGGGAAUGAACCCGCAAUCUGUGUUGGCAGGAGACGGAUUAGAUAAAGGCGACUUGACUUUCAAAACACACACACACAGUUACCUCAUCGGGUGACGGAGGUGUCAACACUGACGGUUUCACCGAUCCCAGAGAGUGACAGACAGUUGUUGGUGAGGGAAUUCAAUCCAUCGCCCUACGUCCACUCAGCUUGGGAAUUCACUUGGUAGAACAGACUUGGUUGCUUUAUUUUGGCUGUAUUAUGUUAUUUUAUUAUUUUUCUUCAUAUGAGCUGAUUCCAUUAUGGUCUUGUAUUUGCAGAGGCCUUAUUCUGAACCUUUCACAGGCUAGGAUAUGUGAAAUCUUGUUGUCAGUUCAGGCUUUUUUUUUCCUUUCUUUUUUUAAAACGGUACUGUUUGCCUUCUGUGUUUGCCGUAUGCGCACUACUUCAGCAAGGUAUUCCCAGAGACAGAAGGAAUGUGUGGAGCAGAUGUAGGGGUGUAAUGCCAUCUCAUUGAGAAGGUGGACACUAGAUUUUUUUUUAUUACUUUUUCAGCAAAAAUCCUUUGCAGUACUUGAAUAAAGACAUACAGCCUAUUCUGCGAGGAGAUGGCAGAAAUCCCCUGCAGUGUAUGCUACAAGCGUGAAUGAACUGUGAUGAGUUACAUAAUGCCGACAUUUGUGAAUACAGUCACAAGAGAGUCACAAUGUUUCCUGAAGUGGACCCCGCAGCCUUUUAGCCCCAAGCGUGUAGAAACCUGCUGCACAGUACAUCAACAUCCUUCGGAUUAACAGGAUCUGACCCCAGAUCAGCAGUCACUGUUUGUAGUACGGAGAUCAGGAAAAAGGAAUGAGCAAGUUUCCCGUUCCAGAUGUUUAUAUUAGGCCAAGACUGCAUACUGCUUAAUAAUUUCCUCUCUCAUUUUUGAAGCCACUAUCACAUCAUCAAUUACUUUGCACAACAAGUUAACUAAAGAAUGACUGUAGGAAGUGGACUGCAUAGUUUGGGAUGUUUUAUCUUCUCUUUUUUUUUUAUAAGCAAGUUUCAUAGAGGCUGAAGUUAACGGCAAACAGUCAUCUGCUUCAUAUUUUCCCAUAAUGUCAAACCUGUUAAGCUAAAGUGAAAUAUGUCCAACUCUGGGAUUGCAAGUGAAGAAUGUAGUUUGACCGUUUGCCGGUGUGUGACUGAAGUUUCCCUCGAAGGAAAUCAAUCAUUUUACACUUUUACACUGAUUCUCCAA